AUGGGUCUCUGGAGGGAGGGAAGUAAUUUCUAUAGGGAUAGAAAGCUUAACAAGGAGGCCAUCGAGCGAUACCCUGAAACUAUUAAGGAGAAGAAGCGCCUGCUUUCUGUCUCUAAAUCUGAGGAGGAAGGGUCGGACUCUAAAUUUUCUGUGGGUGAGGAUUCUGCCAGUGAUUCGAAAAGUGAGACUGAGGAGAGCCUGGAGGACUCCAAGGUUGAAUUGGGUAAGAAAAGAAAACAAGAGAGCAAUACGUCAUCCUCUUCCAAGGGCAAGAAAAAAAUCAAAGAGAAGGUCUUCCAGAUUCACUCUUCCUCGGAGGAGGAGGUCUCUGAGGACUUUGAAAAGGAUGACUCUUCAUCCCCUCAGAAGAAGAAACCUAAAUAUUCUUAUCAGAAAAGGAAAAAGCAGAAAAGGCAAGGCAAUUCUAAGCUGAAGAUGGAGGACAAAGAGCAGAGAAAGGAUUCAGAUGCGAACCAAAACAUUGAGAAGGAGAUCACGGGGGAUGGUUUCAACCAGAGUGUUGGUGGUGAUGCCGAACAGAAUAUCGCUGGUGAAGACACCAAAACUGAUCAGGCCAAGGUUGGUGAAAAAAUCCCCGCUUCUAACUCUUCUAUUGAGGGUUUAGGUGUUUGUAAACACCCUCGACUGGCUCAUAAAUAG
Molecule: messenger RNA, 660 nt
Organism: Cryptomeria japonica (Japanese cedar)
Lineage: Eukaryota; Viridiplantae; Streptophyta; Pinopsida; Cupressales; Cupressaceae
Product: protein PXR1-like
Exons: 2
Coding region: 1-660 (219 amino acids)
Source: RefSeq, a predicted model, not a curated record